AUGGACCAGCACCUGGACAACUUCAAUCCCUUUGUCAACCCCCAAGACCUGGAAAACCACGGCGAUUUCCCCGACGCUGCCUGGUUGUCGCGCUUCGACCAACAUGCUUCUUUACAGUCUGACACCACUAGCGGCUUCCCCAUCCCGAACCAUCAACGCACUGCUCGCAACCAGGACUCCGCUGUGGACCUCACUGUAUAUUCAGAUUCGACCUAUACUCAGGUGAAGACAGAGGAUAACUUCAACGCCUACAUUGACGAUGCAUACGGUACCACUUACUCUACACCAUCCUCAAACACGCCGUCGCCCAACGACAACCCCAUCUUCAGCAACGUCAACUCGCCAGGCGACUUUACUCGCAGCCAAAGCCAAACCAGUUCACCUGACACGAGCAACGACUCGGACGCUUGGCCUGCAAUCCACAUUCCGCAGUCGAUCGAUCCGCUCAAGUGUUUUAUCCAACUGGACAAGACCAAGACUCGCGCAGAAACCCAGAUCAAGACUUUGGUGUCUUUGGACCCCCUUCCUAGGCGUUUUCAAUGGGUUCGCUUUCCUCGUCACACCCUGUCCAAAUCGAAACAGCUGGCAAGUGACGAAGAAGUCGCCGCAAACGAGAGGAAAGACGGCACAGCCCGUCUCCAGCUCACUCUUGUUCUUGCAACUGCGGUAGAGAAACCAGAGGGCCUACAACGCGCAUAUCGGCGUGCAAGGGGCGAGGAGCCCACCCCACGGCGGCAGCGCGGAGUUGCUAUCACCGAGAUUGACAAGGCCGACCGAACUCAUCCAGCAAACGGUGGCGCCGUUACCAUCUGUGAGGGCUGUAAAGAGCGCGAGGCCAAACGGUAUAACCGCAAGAAGAAGCGCAACGCAGAGGAGGAAGAUGAGUGGAACAGCUACGAGGAUGAGCGCAUCAUUAUGAUCAACGAGAAGGAGUUCAAAAGAUGGCAAGAUGUUGAAGACGAUCCGGAGUGUUCGCCAGACGCAAAGAAGGUAGAAUUUGCUAUGCGAAUAACGUGCUAUUGCAGACAUCAAGAAGAGAAGUCGCCAGUGGGCUACCGCGUCGUCUUCACAUUCACCGAUGUCCACAACAACGUGCUCGCGCAGCAAAUUUCCGACGUCAUUCAGAUUACCGAUGAUCACAAGAACAAGGAGAUUCCUAUAGAAGCCAUUCCAAGCUCUCUAAAUAUUCCCUCGGCGUCAUUGGAGUCCGGACCGACCCCAUAUACGGUUCCCCUCUACGAUUACUCGACGGUCUACGGCGUCUAUUCACAGCCUACCACACCGAGUGUUCCUCAAGCGCAAAGUCUUACUCACUCUCAAAGUAUGUUCUUCGCACGAGAUGGUCAGUACUCUCAGAUGACAAACUGCGCCUUCACCCCCCAGGUGCCUCCCCAAAGUGGAAUGGCCUUCAACGGCACUACCAUUCCUGCAACGUCACCUGCUCCCCAAUAUCCCACACAUCAACGUGGUCAAAGCUACUACAAUACACCGGCGCCGGCACUGAUCAGCCCGACGGUGGAGCAAAUGUCACCACAGGCAGGCUUUCCGCUUCACCGCCCUCAUUCUUUGGACAGCUUUCCCCAAUGGAACUUCCAAUUCGCGGCGCAGCAAGCCACAUAUCCUCAAGUUUUUGCGUCUCAGCCGCCGUCUCGUAACCCUUCACGCCCAGCCUCGCCAUCUUGGGAUCAAGGCGGCCGCUCCACGAAGAAGAUGCGCGCAGUCCCUGGCUUCAUGUUGUACGAGGACGACGAGCAAUGA
Molecule: messenger RNA, 1758 nt
Organism: Cucurbitaria berberidis CBS 394.84
Lineage: Eukaryota; Fungi; Ascomycota; Dothideomycetes; Pleosporales; Cucurbitariaceae
Exons: 1
Coding region: 1-1758 (585 amino acids)
Source: RefSeq, a predicted model, not a curated record